AUGCCGUUCGGUCUGAAAAAUGCCGGAGCUACUUACCAGCGAGCUAUGACAGCUGUGUUUCAUGACAUGAUGGGGAAGGAAGUAGAAGACUAUGUAGAUGACCUUGUGGUGAAAUCCAAGUCCAGGGAAGGCCAUUGGGAGAUCUUGAGGAAGGUGCUGGAAAGGUGUCGACUAUAUGGUCUGAAGAUGAAUCCCAAGAAAUGUGCGUUUGGUGUUUCAUCUGGCAAAUUCUUGGGAUUUCAGGUACACCAACGUGGCAUCAAUGUUGACCCGGAAAAGACCAAAGUCAUAAGUUCCCUCAGGCCACCGAAGAAUCAAAAAGAAUUGAAGAGCUUCAUGGGAAGGUUGUCAUACAUCCGACGCUUCAUUCCUGGUCUAGCAGCUGUGACAGGCAUUUUCACUCCUUUACUAAAGAAAGGCAAGCAGUUUGUGUGGAGCAAAGAAUGUCAAGACGCAUACAGACAAGUGCAACAACUGAUCGUUAAGCUGUCAACCAUGAAGGCGCCUACCCCAGGACUUCCACUUAAGCUCUAUUUGGCAUCAACAAACAGUGCUGUAGGUACUUUGCUUGCUCAAGAUAACAAUGACGGAGAAGAAAGCCCAAUUUAUUAUGUGAGCAGACAAUUAAGAGGAGCAGAGACGCGCUACCCAAAGACUGAGCGACUAUGCCUUGCUCUCGUUUAUGCCGCACAACGAUUACGCCAUUAUUUCCUUGCUCACAAGCUGCAGCUUAUGGUGAAGUCUGACCCAGUAAGGUAUUUACUUACCAGACCUGCUUUAUCUGGUCGAUUGGCACGCUGGCUAUUACAAUUGUCUGAGUUUGACAUCACAUGUAUAACUCCCUCGGCUAUCAAGGGGCAAGCUGUGAUCGAUAUGUUGGCUUUGUUUCCUGAAAUCGAAGAAACCACUCUUUCCAAAAAAGUUCCUGGAGAGCUGCCGGAAGUGGCUGGAGCUGCUAUAGAAGAAGAGGAACCUUGGACUAUGUACUUUGAUGGAUCUUCUACAAGUAAUGGAGGAGGAGCAGGGGUGGUGCUCAUUGAUCCUGAAGGACAAACUACAGCUCUUUCCUUCAAACUCAACUUCCCAUGCACAAACAAUGUGGCAGAGUAUGAAGCUUUCAUCACAGGCUUAUCCAUAGCUAAAGAAAUGGGUGUAAAAAGAAUCAAGAUGAUUGGGGAUUCAAAUUUGGUACUAAGCCAGUUGCAAGGUGACUUCGCAGUGAAGGAGAUGACCUUGGCCCCAUAUCGAACAACCGCUGAAAAACUAAUGGGUGCCUUUGAGCAAAUUGCGCUGGAACAUAUCCCUGGAAUCACUAAUAGGUAUGCCAAUGCCUUAGCCACGCUCGGAUCAAAGCUGUCUUUCACCAAGGAACAACCUAAUAUCGCAGUAAUAAGAAAAGACAUGCCCACGGUCGAAGCGAUGUCUCUAGAAGAGGUGCCGGAAGAAGGUGAUUGGAGGACUUGUAUCCAGGAAGAACUGGUCUCACUGAGAAAGGAAGGCAGCAUCAAGAAAUUGAAAGAAUAUGUCGUCAUCUUAGGAGAACUAUACAGACGUCUCCCUAGUGGCAUCUUAGCCCGGUGCAUAGGAAAGACUGAAGCACAAAAGCGACUGUUGGAAGUGCACGACAUCUCUUGUGGUUUAGACCCAAUAAUUAGCUUGUACCGUCGCCUACAGCGCAAAGGCUAUUACUGGCCAGAAAUGAAGAAACAAGCCAGUGAAGUUCAAGCCAGCUGCCCAAAAUGUUCCACAAUGCCCUCAGUGGAUGAGGCAUUCACAAUCUCAUUUGCAGAAGAUUGGAGGGCUCCAUAUCUAGCGUUUUUCAUCGAUGGGUCAAUACCAACCAAUACCAAGGACGCUGGCAAGCUAAAGAGAACAGCAAAGCGGUAUUUCAUAGAUGGAUCAAUUUUGUACCGCAAAGGAUUUAAUGGAGAGCUACUAAAGUGCCUAGGAGAACCAGAAGCACAAGAAGUUAUGCAAGAAAUACACGCCGGAGAAUGUGGAGAACACCAAGGGAGGAAAAGACUUUACCGGCAGCUUCUUAGCUCAGGAUACUAUUGGCCUACGAUGAAGAACGAUGCACACAAUCUGGUAAAGAAGUGUCACACAUGCCAAAUCCAUGCCAAUCUAAGCCACAAGCCUCCCACGCUAUUGCAAGAUAUGCGCACCCCUUGGCCCUUCCAUACUUGGGGGCUUGAUUUGAUUGGGACUAUCCACCCACCUUCCGACGGUUACAUAUGGAUCAUCACUGCCACAGAAUACUUCACAAAAUGGGUUGAGGCGAUUCCCCUUCGAAAAGCCACGGGAGCUGCAAUUUCAAACUUCAUCAGGGAACACAUUGUAUGCAGGUUCGGAAUCCCCUACAAGAUCGUCACAGACAAUGGCACUCCUUUUGUCAACAAACAGGUGAACUCAACACUUACUGGUUAUGGUAUCAAGCAUCGACGCUCCACGCCGUAUUACCCGCAAGGAAAUGGUCAAGCUGAAGCCACCAACAAGACUCUUCUGAGAAUUCUAAGCAAGAUGGUGUACGAGUAUGAAGGAGGCUGGAGCCUGCAUCUGCCUGAUGCACUAUGGGCUUAUCGCACCUCUCCGAGGAUCACCACAGGCUUCUCUCCUUACUCGCUUGUGUACGGAUCUGAUGCAAUCUCACCGGUUGAAAUCGCUGUACCCACUGCUAGAGUCUUAGCUGUUAACGACCUAGAGUGGGAUGCAGAAUCAUGCUCGAACUGGCGUUGGAUGGAUCUGGAAGCUUUAGAGGAAAAAAGAGCAGUAGCUGAGAAGAAAAUGGCAUUUUACCACAAGACAGUUGCUCAAGCCUACAACAGAACAGUCAAAUCACAAAGCUUCAAGCAGGGAGAUCUGGUACUCAGGGUCUCUGAACACGUGAGAAGACAAGUAUCUGGACCUUCUAAGUUUGCACCACAAUGGGAGGGGCCUUUCUUGAUCAAAGAAGCUUACAACAGUGGCUACUAUUGCUUGGUUUCAGUCAAAGAAGGUACCCUAACCGAUCCCAUCAACGGAAAGUGGCUUAAGCCAUACUACUGUUAG
This is a messenger RNA of Prunus avium (sweet cherry), 3048 nucleotides long. RefSeq lists its product as uncharacterized. NCBI's taxonomy places the organism in Eukaryota, Viridiplantae, Streptophyta, Magnoliopsida, Rosales, Rosaceae. Gene Ontology annotation, biological process: DNA integration. Gene Ontology annotation, molecular function: nucleic acid binding; RNA-DNA hybrid ribonuclease activity. The record is from RefSeq and is a predicted model, not a curated record.